Messenger RNA from Ectocarpus siliculosus, 1218 nucleotides. The record is from the annotation of a GenBank genome assembly. Lineage: Eukaryota; Phaeophyceae; Ectocarpales; Ectocarpaceae.
AUGGGACCGUUCAACAGCCAAACCGUAGCGGAUGGGGGCGGAGUGGAAACUGGAACCGCGGACGUGACGUGCAGUAUCCGUCCGGUCUGCCCUGCCCUUCCCGUCCUCCAGACGUCGAUGCUGUCUGUUGAGCGCACUACGACUCCUCGCGAGAAGCAGGACAAGUCGAAGCUGGUCUUCGGGCAGACGUUCUCAGACCACAUGCUGCACCUCGACUGGGACAGCGAAGGGGGCUGGCAAGCCCCCAGGAUCCUGCCGUACGGGGACCUGCGCAUCAGCCCGGCCGCCUCGUCCCUGCACUACGGCUUGCAGUGCUACGAGGGCAUGAAGGCCUACCGUGAUGCGGACGGCGGCGUGAGGCUUUUCCGGCCCGACCUCAACAUGAUCCGCCUCAACAGGUCCAUGGACCGUUUGUGCUUCCCUCAGGUGGAUGAGGCGAGCAUGAUCGAGCUCAUCAGCAAGCUCGUCGUUGAGGACGCGGACUGGAUCCCAGAGGGCGAUGGUUACUCGCUCUACAUUCGCCCGACAGCCAUCAGCACCCACCCGUACCUGGGACUCGCUGCACCGGAGAAAGUCAAGAUCUACGUCGUCCUGUCUCCCGUUGGCCCCUACUACAAGGAGGGGUUCAAGCCGGUCAAGCUCUACGCUGACACCGAGCAGAGGCGGGCGUGGCCCGGCGGCAUGGGUUUCGCCAAGGCCGGCGGCAACUACGCCCCCACCGUAAAGCCGGGCCUGAAGGCCAAGAAGGAGCACGGCUGCGCACAGAUCCUCUGGCUGUUCGGCGAGGAGGACUACGUGCAAGAGGUCAGCGCGAUGAACAUAUUCUUCCUCAUCAAGAAGGAGGACGGCGAAGGGGUGGAGCUCGUGACGCCCCCUCUUGACGCCGGGGACAUCCUCGAAGGUAUCACGAGAAGGUCGGUGCUGGAACUGGCAAGGGAGUGGCGAGAGCUGGAAGGCGGCGUCCCUCUUGAGGUCAGCGAGAGGCCUCUCGCCAUGGGAGAGGUCGUCAAGGCAUCCCGGGAGGGCCGGCUUCUGGAGGUGUUUGGCACGGGUACGGCAGCUGUCAUCUCCCCGGUCGAAGCCAUCAAGUACCGGGGCAUGGAAAUCGAGGUGCCCAGCGGCACCAGCAUCGGCCCGCUCGCGAAACGCUUCUGGGGGGCCCUGACCGACAUCCAGUACGGCAGGGUGGAACACCCCUGGUCCGUGCGAAUCGCAUGA